CGGGUACCACAUUUCCACAGAGCUACCGCAUUGAAUGGCUUGCGGAGAAUUGAGAGUGGGCGCUGGGUGGUCAGGAAGUAGUGUGUGCUUUUUCUUUUUUGAGGGAGAAGGCAAAGCAGCUGUGAAGAGAACGAGAGAUUCAGAACACACAGGAGAUGUCGCGCGUGGCUCCUCACUGAAAUUUUUUUUGGAAAGGGGAAAAGCCUUUCUCCUCGACGCGCAUCUCUACUGCUGCGUUGAAGAAGGCGGGAGAGCCGUGCGCACGCUCUAGUUGGCUAGCCACUCGGCACCUCGUUGCAAUAGGGGCUGCUCAGAGUUGGGGCUGCUCCGUUGGCUUUCUCUGCCCCUCCCCCUCUUCUUUUCUCCCCUCCCUUCCUCGCCCCCCUCCGCCCCUCUCUACCCGUCUGAAUUCCCUGGCUGGAGUACGCGUGCGCUUGGUCAGCUCCCUUCGAGCGCGAGCUAGGGCUCCUACCCCGCUCCUCUAACCCCGCCCGCUCUUUACCUACCAGCCGUAGCUAGCCCUGUGGGCUCAAGGGGAGACGCUCGCGCGCACGCGCACACGACUCGGAGCCGAGCCCGAGACCUCGAGGAGGGGAGUAAGAAGCAUCGGAAGAGGCGGUAGAGGAGGAAGAGGCGGUGUGUUUGUGUUAAUGAAGAUUGAACCUAGGGCCUUGUGCUUGUUGGACUGUGCUCCUGAAUUCUUCUUUAUGGUCAAGAAACUGCUGGAUCCAUAAUGAAGAGGUUCUAGGUUGCUAUGGGAAUAUAUGACCACAUAAAAGGAAGUCUGUUCUGAUAAUUCUGAUACCUAAGAUGUGAUUGGACUGAGGAGUGGAACAGGAAAAAUUUUAGUGCCAACCGUAGUUACAAUGGCCACUGAUUCAGGGGAGCCAGCUGGCACAGAAGAUUCUGAGAAACCUGAUGGAGUUUCCUUUGAAAACAGAGUUCCCCAGAUUGCCUCAACUUUGACAGUAGAAGCUAGAUUAAAGGAAAAUAAUGGCACCUUCACUGCUUCUGGGGAAACAAUAGAAAGGAAGAGAUUUUUCCGAAAGAGCAUUGAGAUGACAGAAGAUGACAAAGUUGCUGAAUCUUUCUCCAAAGAUGAAAGAGUAAAGGCUGCAACAAAUAUUCCAAGAGUAGAUAAACUUUCUAAAAGUAUGCUGAGAGGUGGACAAGAAGGUAAAUACGAGCAGUGUUCAAAGGCAACUUCGGAAACCUCAAAAGAUUGCUUCAAGGAGAAAAAUGAAAAGGAAAUGGAAGAAGAAGCAGAAAUGAAAGCUGUAGCGACUUCUCCCAGUGGCAGGUUCCUGAAAUUUGACAUAGAACUGGGAAGAGGAGCAUUUAAGACAGUGUAUAAAGGACUGGACACUGAAACAUGGGUUGAGGUUGCUUGGUGUGAGUUGCAGGACCGGAAGUUAACCAAAGCUGAGCAGCAAAGGUUUAAGGAAGAAGCAGAGAUGUUGAAAGGUCUCCAGCAUCCCAAUAUAGUUCGAUUUUAUGAUUCUUGGGAGUCUAUCUUAAAAGGAAAAAAAUGUAUUGUAUUAGUAACUGAACUAAUGACAUCAGGAACCUUAAAGACGUACUUAAAACGAUUUAAAGUCAUGAAACCAAAGGUUUUAAGAAGCUGGUGCAGGCAAAUUUUAAAGGGAUUGCAGUUCCUGCACACUAGGACUCCUCCUAUUAUUCACCGGGAUCUGAAGUGUGACAAUAUUUUCAUCACAGGACCCACUGGAUCUGUGAAGAUUGGUGAUCUAGGACUGGCCACCUUAAUGCGCACAUCAUUUGCUAAGAGUGUCAUUGGAACUCCUGAGUUUAUGGCUCCAGAGAUGUAUGAAGAGCACUACGAUGAAUCCGUUGAUGUCUAUGCUUUUGGAAUGUGUAUGUUAGAAAUGGCUACUUCAGAGUACCCUUAUUCUGAGUGCCAGAAUGCAGCUCAAAUAUACCGUAAAGUAACCAGUGGCAUAAAACCAGCCAGCUUCAAUAAAGUCACUGAUCCUGAAGUGAAAGAAAUCAUUGAAGGAUGUAUUCGUCAAAAUAAAUCUGAAAGGUUGUCUAUCAGGAACCUGCUAAACCAUGCAUUUUUUGCUGAGGAUACAGGACUGAGGGUGGAGUUAGCAGAAGAAGAUGAUUGCUCAAAUUCAUCCCUGGCUUUGAGACUCUGGGUUGAAGAUCCUAAAAAAUUGAAAGGCAAACACAAAGACAAUGAAGCUAUUGAAUUCAGUUUUAAUUUAGAAACAGAUACACCUGAGGAAGUAGCAUAUGAAAUGGUCAAGUCUGGAUUCUUUCAUGAAAGUGAUUCCAAAGCUGUUGCUAAAUCCAUUAGAGACCGGGUAACCCUGAUAAAAAAGUCCAGGGAGAAGAAGCCUGCUGGUUGUUUGGAAGAGCACAGAGAUUCCCAGUGCAAGUCUAUGGGAACUAUAUUCAGUCAGCCCCAAACUACAACUUUGCCCCCUUCUCCUGCCCAAUACACUAGGGCUGAAUGUGAAGAAACUGAAGUUGAUCAACAUGUUAAACAACAGCUUCUACAAAGAAAACCACAGCAAGACUGUUUCUCUGUUAGAGGUGAUAAUUUGUCGGAAGCAGAAGCUGGAUCAAUUAUACAUUCAGAUACUUCAAGCCAGCCCAGUUUACCCUAUUCCUCAAACCAGAUGAUGAGCUCUCAAAUGACUUCUAACAUCCUGCAAGCUGACAUAAAUGUUCCAGGGCACAUUUAUCCAUCCCAACAACUAUUAGGACAUUGCCAGCAAAUUUCAGGGUUGCAGCCACAGCUGACUCAGCCCCACAUUUUACCUGUGGUUCAAGGUCAGUCCAAUGUUUUGCCUGUACAUGUCCAUGGACCUACAGUUCUUUCACAGCCCCAAGUUUCCCCAUUAACUGUCCAGAAGGACUCACAGAUAAAGGCUGUAUCCCAAUUGGCUGGAGUUGAACAACAAGCAGCUCUUCAAAAACCAGAUUUAGUUGGCAGCUUGAAUCAAGAUGUGGCAGUUAUGAAAGAAAACACCUAUAACCCUGAUAAUCCAAGUGGAAAUGGCAAACAGGAUCGGAUCAAACAGAGAAAAGCUUCCUGUCCCCGACCAGAGAAGGGGACUAAAUUUCAGCUUACUGUUCUUCAGGUUUCAACCUCUGGAGACAAUAUGGUAGAGUGUCAGCUGGAGACUCACAACAACAAGAUGGUUACCUUCAAGUUUGAUGUUGAUGGCGAUGCACCAGAGGAUAUUUCAGACUAUAUGGUUGAAGAUAACUUUGUGCUAGAAAAUGAGAAGGAAAAAUUUGUAGAAGAAUUGAAAGCUAUUGUAGGUCAAGCCCAGGAGAUUCUCCAUGUCCAUUCUGCUGCAGAAAAAUCUGUGGGAGUUGACUCUGUUACCUUGGAAUCCAACAGUAACCAAACAGGAUCAUCUGAACAAGUACAGAUAAAUUCUGCAUCCACUCAAACCAGCAAUGAAUCUGCUCCUCAGUCAUCCCCAGUUGGUCGAUGGCGAUUUUGUAUCAAUCAAACCAUAAGAAACCGUGAGACUCAGUCUCCUCUUCAGCCUUCGAUGGCUACAGUUCCUGGGCUACAUACAUUUCCUUGCUCAAGAAACACAAGUAAUAAGGAAAUAUCACAGGACACACUGCUUACUAUAGAAAAUAAUCCAUGCCAGCGUGCACUUUUCACCUCCAAAUCAGAACAUAAGGAUUUAGUUGAUGGUAAGAUUUCUGAAUGUGCUAGUGUAGAAACUGAGCAGCCACCUAUACUUUAUCCAGUGGAAGAUGACAGGCAGAUAAUGGCACCAGGUACUAGUAGUUCUACUUAUUCUUCUCCGUCAGAUUGUUCAGUUCCAGUCAAAUGUGAGGGAUUUACCAGCCAAACAGGUAUGUUCAUACCUGUGAAUCCAUGUCAUCAAGCUGCCAGUCAGGCUAAUGUGCUCAUGGCCCAUCCUGGUGAAUCAAUCCGGAUUACUGGUAACCCUGUUAUGACUUCAGCAUUUGUGUCUGAUCAACCACCUCAGUCCUUAUCAGUACAGCAGCCAACUACUGAUGCAGAGUUUAUUUCCCAAGAAGGAGAAACAACAGCGAAUACUGAAGCAAGUUCUCCCAAGGCAGUCAUUCUCACUCAGACUUCUGGCCUUGAAGCAACUACCCUUCUUCCCAUUACUGUCUUGGAAUCAGAUGGGGAAAGACCUCCAAAGAUAGAGUUUGCAGACAACCGAAUUAAAACUCUGGAUGAAAAAUUAAGAAACUUGCUCUAUCAGGAGCACAACACCUCUAGCAUCUAUUCUGAGAGUCAGAAGGAUACCCAAAGCAUAGACUCUCCAUUUUCUUCUUCUGCUGAAGACACACUUUCCGGUACAAUGCCAGAAGUCCUAGCCACCAGUCACUGUGGAAUCCAAGAUAGCCCUGUACAAUCUCCUAAUUUCCAACAGGCAGGCUCUAACAUUCUGUCCAAUGUGGCUGCAAGUCAGCCUGCUAACAUAUCAGUGUUCAAAAGGGACCUGAGUGUGAUAACUUCUGUACCCAGCGAAUUAUGUUUACAUGAGAUGUCUCCAGAUGCUUCACUUCCAGGGGAUCCAGAGGCCUAUCCUGCUGCUGUGUCAAGUGGUGGAGCCAUUCAUCUGCAGACAGGAGGUGGAUAUUUUGGCCUAAGCUUUACUUGUCCUAGUCUCAAAAAUCCUAUUAGCAAGAAAUCCUGGACUCGCAAAUUAAAAAGCUGGGCAUACAGGCUACGGCAGUCAACCAGCUUUUUCAAGAGAUCAAAAGUCCGUCAAGUGGAAACAGAAGAUAUAAGAUCAGCAAUUGCUCCUGAUCCCAUUCCUCUGACACGGGAGUCCACAGCUGAUACUAGGGCUUUGAAUAGAUGUAAAGCAAUGAGUGGAUCAUUUCAGCGGGGUCGGUUCCAGGUGAUUACAGUUCCUCAGCAGCAGUCAGUGAAAGCAACAUCUUUUGGAAUAGAACACAGACCAGUAUUCAAGGAAAAGCAGUCUAGUGAAGAAGCACUAGCCUUUACUACAACUGCAAAGUCUCAGUUGGUAGAAGUGGACUCUACCACGCACAGUCUUCAGACUUCCAUUUCUUCUCAAAAGUUUCAAACUCUUCACAAAACCUUUAAAGAAGAUAAAGUAAUUCCCAAACAAAUUAACAGCUUCUUAGCUUUAAGCACAGUUUGUGAGUCUGAUGUAUCUUCAGUGACCCCAGAAAAAGAAUUGGAAGAAAUUUCAGCCAUGAGAAGUAGCAUGCAGUCUGGAUCCAAACUGUUGCUUAAAGAAAGAGAAAUAUUGACUAGUGGGAAAAAGCUUAGUUCUAAUAGUGAAUUUUUAGCCAACCUUGCUGGAAAUGAAAAUGCAGUGGCAAAAACUGGUCCAGAGAGUAAUCAGUGCUUACCACUCCAUGAACAAGCAUAUGCUCAAACACAGAGUUCACUCUUCUAUUCUCCAUCUUCACCAAUGAGCAGUGAUGAUGAGUCAGAAAUAGAGGAUGAAGACUUAAAAGUGGAGCUUCAAAGAUUAAGAGAAAAGCACAUUCAGGAGGUGGUAAAUCUUCAAACCCAGCAGAAUAAAGAGCUGCAGGAGCUCUAUGAACGCCUUUGGUCAAUUAAAGAUAGCAAGGCCCAAUCUUCAGAGAUUCCUUUGCCACCUGCAUCACCACGUCGACCAAGAUCUUUCAAAAGUAAACUUCGUAGCCGCCCCCAGUCCUUGACACAUGCGGACAACGGCAUAGUUGCAACAGAUCCACUGUGUGCAGAAAGCAGUAGAACAUCAUGCCAGCAAUCUCCAGCCAGUAAAAAAGGAAUGUUCACUGAUGACUUACACAAGCUGGUGGAUGACUGGACAAAGGAAACAGUUGGAAAUUCUCUUAUUAAACCAAGUUUAAACCAACUUAAACAAAGUCAACAAAAAUUAGAGACUGAAAACUGGAACAAGAAUACUCCAUCUACUAUGGGCUACACACCAACAUGGAUUUCUUCUCUGUCCCAAAUCCGUGGAGCUGUCCCAACUUCCUUGCCACAAGGACUCCCACUCCCUUCAUUUCCUGGGCCAUUAUCUUCAUAUGGAAUGUCCCAUGUUUGUCAGUAUAAUGCUGUGGGGGGCACAGGGUAUCCAGUACAAUGGGUAGGAAUUUCAGGAACAACACAGCAGUCUGUGGUAAUUCCUGCCCAAUCUGGAGGACCGUUCCAGCCAGGGUUGACUUUGCAGGCAUUUCCAGCUCCAGUGCAGAAUCCGGCUACAAUCCCUCCUGGUCCCAAGUGAAUCAGAGUAGAUGAUGAAGAAAAUGGAGAUUUUUUUUUCAGAAUUAUUUUCAGAACACCUGAGAUCUUAAAGUUUCUUCUUCUUGGGUUCUACUUUUUUCCCCUCUUUGAGUUUACUUUAUUUUGUUGUUGUUGUUGUUGUUGUUCCAAUGUGGUAUUUGAUAUAGCUCAUCAUUCUGUAGAAAUGUGUGGAUUGCACAUAGAACACUGCACACCAAAAUGUUUUUUCACUUCAAAUCCUAUCCUCUUUGAUACUUGAUUUUUAAAAAUACUGUUCAAAAUGCUUUAAUAAGCUCGACUUGAGCAUUACCAUUUCCAGGACACUUUCCAUGCACUGCUGAAAAGCCCCCAUUUUUAACUGCUGCUAUCUGCAGCUGAAUGAUACUUUUCUUUAAAAUAUGUAAAAAUUACUUAGAGUGAUUCUCCCCAAACAUGGACGAAGUGAGACCCUCUAAUAGCUGGGGUCUUGUGGAAUUCUUUACAUGAUUAUCUUCAGUUUACCUUUCACAGCAGGCAGAGUAACUUGCUGCAGAAAAUGUUUUGGUGUAUAAAAUUAGAAUAACUAUGUCAACCAAUACAUGAGCCCUUUUUAAUGUGAUUUUCUUCCUGUCAUCACAGCAGAAAGAGUGAAGCCUUGUUUUGAGUGAGGCAGAGGGAAAGGAAAAAAACAGAACUGUAACAGUUCCUUGAUUCUACAGAUACUAUAGCUUGCUUUAGGAUUUUGGUAAUAAUUCAGAGCAGCUAUGUCUUGUUUCUCAUGUGCACAUUACAUUGGUUUUGAGCAUCUGAGAGGCACUGGUUUGGCUUGCAUUCUUUUUCCAGGGAUAUAGUACAGCUAAUAUGAAUCUCAUUUGGGAGAAAUCCUUAUAUUCUUAACAAAGAGGAUUCAAGUUACACCUCUGUUGAUCCAUUUUUCUGCAGUGGAAUGUACUUGACACAGUAGGUUUUGUAAGGUUUUGAGAUUUACACAUGAAACACUGGCUUUACAGGGUUCUAAGAGAUGUGGGGUAUAUACCCCUGAAGUGAGAUAGUAGAACCUAGAAGGAUACUAUUUAAGUUGACCUUAGCUUUUUUGGAUUACCAUUUUUUAUAAUUUCUUAUUAGUUUAUAGUGUCUUAGAUGAUUUUAGAUCUUAGAUUGAGUUUGGCAGCCUCUUUAGAAUCAAGAGAGAUCACUGUCAAGUUGCACUUUACUGGGUUUUAUCCAGUUUUAGGAGGAAAGGAGGCAAUGUCAAAAUGUACACCUUUGGUUUUCUAGAAGGUUAACUGAACACCCUUAAAGGCUGGUCACAAGGUUACCUAGUUUUCAGUCUAUGAAACCGAAAUAGAAUUCUUAAAUGGUAUUUAUUGGCUACCAUAUAUACAUGUUCAAACUACUUACCCUUCCACUUGGAAGAUUUCAAGGUCUUCUAGAACAUGUUUACCCAAUCAGGAGUUCUACCUACUGGUAAAUAUUCCAAAUUGUUGCUCAGCAUUGAUAACAAGCUUUCCUCCAUAUUCCUAUAAAAAUUAUACCCCAUGGGCUGGCCAGGUAAUGAGGAAAACUUAAUGGGUGUACUUCUUUUUGUUUUGCACAGUCUACUUUGUGACAUUCAGUACCCUUUCUGAAAAACGUGACAUAUUGCUUAGCUGAGGACCACACUUAACAUGAUGAAGAUUCUAUCACUAUCAUUUACAUCAUCUAGGGCAGCAUUUUGACAGUCACUAUUGAUAAGAGGCAGUUUCUUUUCAUAAAAUAUCCUUUGUUUUGGAUGAGUCUUUCCAAAUCUUACAUAUGGAUUCUUUUAAGUUUCUUCUAUAAUACUGGUUUGCAAGUUGAAGUGAUUUUAGGACAUUAGUGUAAUGCAAAUGCUUACAUUGCAGUGUUUUCAUGGGGACAAAAAUGCUCCUAUAAAAUCUGUAAUUCUUUAAAUUUGUGUUUCACUAUAAGAGUUGGCUUUAUGUAGCUACAUUGAGACACACAUCCUAUAAAGUAAAAACACUACAGGUUUUAUGACCUCUUCUUCUAGCUGCAAUCUUUUUAAACAGUGUACCCCAGGAUGAAAAAAGCUCCAUGGAUGAUGUGUACAAUUACAUUUAAAUAAUGGCUGCUCUACACCAUAUGUUCUGAAUUUUGUCACCACUUGUUUACAUAUAAUUCCUCAUUCUUGUUUGCCUGCAGACUUUUGCAGUGCCUUGUAAUAUUGAGAAUCUUUUCAGGUUUUUUUUAGAAAGAAAAGUAAUCUUCUAAAGUUUGAAGAUGGUGAAUAGUGUACUGCUGUCUCCAUGCUGACUGCAGUAGCUGGGUUAACACGUUAUGUAUACAUUAUGUAUAUAUGACACAUGUAUACAUUUAAAAAUACAGAAAAAGUGAGUUUGUGCAGAAAUGAAAACCAAGUUAUUCACAUUGCUGUGGGUUUUAUUUACUUUUUUUCCCAUUACUUAAAUAUUUGAUUCAGAUUUGACCUGAGUAUUGGCUAGUUUUCUACCUAUGGGUUUUGCAUUAUUUUAUACUUUUCCUAAGUCAUUUAAUAGUGCUGUUUUCAUCCUUGCCUUAGGUACUUUUCCUCUCCAGACAUAAAUAACUCUUUAGGUAAAGCUCAGAAAUUCCCUUCUUACUUAACAGAGCCUACUAUGUAAAAGGGCCUUCUACUCAUUUCCAAAAAGCACACCACACUAUCCUUUUAAUUUUCUUGUAAAAGAGAAAAAGGUUGUGCUUAACCAUCAUGCUUGUAAAAUUUAUUUGGGGAAUACUGUGUAUGUCCAGCCACCAUGUUUACUUCUCAAAGCGCAAGUCUGAUGAACAGUACUGUAUCUCCAUAUGUGGCAAUGUGUACAUUGCAUCAUGAAGUACCUGCUGCUAUGUCUGUGAAGUUGGGUGUAACAUCAUAAAAAUAUGAAACCAGUGUUGGUGUAAGUCUAAUGAAAAUAACCAUGUGUAUAUUUGUAGCAGUCUUGAAUCUCUAUUUAAGGUAAUUUGUUGUAAUAUAACAAAUAUCCAUUGUUUUUCAUCCCUUCUUUGCAAGUUUUAUAUCAAGCAUGAGUUCUAAUGGUUUGACAGCAAAUUUAUCUGUGAAAGUUUAAAAGGCACUUUUCUGCUGUGAUUUUUGGAUUGGGUGUAGAGUGUUAUGUACAAUAUGAUGGAAUUUAUCAUCUUAGAACUUCAGAUUUAAUUCCAGUCCAGUUACUUUUGUUUAUCUACCUCGUUUUCAGUGCUGUUUUGGAUGCACAAGUAAACACUGCCUAUGAAACUUGCUUUUUUGCCUUGAUUCUCAGUAUUCCUUCAGAUUAUAAAUCUGGCAUUCUUCUUUGUCCCAGCACUAACCAUGAGUUUGAGUUAAGAGGGACAUCUCUGCCACCAAUCUGUGUUUAAGUGAUAAGAGCCAGGUGCCUAUGUCAAGUAAGUCUAGGAGAUUUGGGAAUGGCAAUCACAGAAAUAAAUUUAACUGGUUGCAAUAUAGGACUUAAUUAUGGGAGUUAGUUAUAAAAUAAACAAAUGAUUAAAGUUUACCUAAAUUAGACAGUCCAGUGCCUGUAACUUUGCAUUUUUUUUUUUUACUAGAGAUGCAUUUCUCAUCUCUGUGCCUAAAGGGCUAUGGUUUGAAAUUGCUUUAACUACCACAGUGAAAUAUUUGACAAAUCCUACACCAGUGAUCUGUCAUUCAACAUACUAGCAUACUACUAGGUAUUUUCACUGGUAUUUUGCUACCUUAAAAUGGCUGAAUGCAUUUAAGUUGAAUUGUACUUGGUGGUAAGGGUUUUAUAUAAUUGUUUAUCCAAUCUCUAAAAUUUAUAGAGGCAUUAACUUUGUUCUUUGCUGUAUUCUUCAAGCAGUGAAAAUGCAUUCCUUCUCCCUUCUGAAAGCUCAGCAAAUGUUUGUAACCAGAUGUUCCUUGUUUCAUAUGUUUACUGUGUAACACUACAGCAUAUUUAAUAUUAGUAAAACUGUAUUUCAGUCGUAAUGCAUAAAUACAUUCCUGAGGUAUAUUUGCCAUCAGUUCGGGAUUCAGUUACUUCAUACUUCAUUUGCUUCAGAAAAAUAUUGAGCUAUUUGAGGUGGUAUGCAGGCCAUUUUCUGGAUUAGAGUGUUUUUUGAAUCUGUAGCUUAUUGCGGGCUCCCUUUGUGAAGAUGAACUAGAAAAGGAGAGUGUAUAUAGAAAAGGCCCUUGAUUUGCUAAAUGUGAUUUCCAGGAUUAAAAUUUUUAAUUCCAUAUUAUAAAAUGUAAGCAUUCAAACCUCCUAAAAAUCUUCUGAAUUAAAAUUAGUAUGAAAUUUGUAUGGAGCCAAGUGCUUUUAGGUCACCCUGAAACAAUCUUUUUGUAUGAAGGAUAAACACAAACAUUGGUCAGAGACCUUUACAGCUAACUUAUGAAGGGGCCUAGGGCAGUAACUGGGUUACACUAAAGUUAUUUUCAACUGAGAUAGCUGGAAGAGUGUACAAGUGAACAGCUCCAAUUCUGGAAGGUUUUCUUUUAACUUAAAAAAAAAGUAAAGGGCCAAAAGUCAAGAAAGAAGGGAAGAGAAACUGGGCUCUGAGAAAAAAAAUAGUGCCAGUGUGAAAUAAAUUCCUAAAUGUGUGCUUAUCAUCCUUCUAGGUUUUUUAAAAUUUGCAUUUCUUUAGCAGUAUAAGUUAAGAUUUGAGAUUUAGAUUUUGUGGUCCAGAACAUACCCUCAGCAGACACAGCGACUAAUCAGAAAGUACAGUUGUUCAAGGUCUGUCAUGCUCAAUCACUUAAAGCUGUAAUUUGUUUGAUAUGAAUAUUAAGCAUGUAGACCUAGUGCAGCAUGGGAGCCACUCAGGAAGUUUAUGCAAUUGAUAAACUUUCAUGCAUAAUUUACUAUGAAGUAUGCAGAAUUUUAGCCACUUUUCUACACUUAACAUUUAGUUGUACAUGUGAACUCUCCUUUCUUAACUGGGGAAUGUAGCAUUAUAGAGAAUGUUAUUAAACUUAAUUUUAAUCCUUUUUGACAUUAACUUGGGGGGUGGGAAACCAAGUGAUCUGCCUUUCAGCAAUAGUCUGAUUUUGGUUCUCUGAAACUGAUUUUUAUUUCAUUUGUACCCAACCAUUGUUAAGUAUUUUGUUUUGUUUCCUGGAAAUUUUGUUUUGAAACAGAAAAUAAAGGCUGUGUUAAAUGA
Messenger RNA from Heterocephalus glaber (naked mole-rat), 11335 nucleotides. It is a transcript of the gene Wnk3, whose product is annotated as WNK lysine deficient protein kinase 3. Lineage: Eukaryota; Metazoa; Chordata; Mammalia; Rodentia; Bathyergidae. The record is from RefSeq and is a predicted model, not a curated record. Gene Ontology annotation, molecular function: protein serine/threonine kinase activity; ATP binding. Gene Ontology annotation, biological process: protein phosphorylation.